GGGGGGGCUGAGGAUGCCCAGCAAAGCGAAGGUCACAGCCACAGCCCACCUGUACCUGCACGGGGGAUGUAAUUCUGUACAUCCCCACCCAGGUCUGUAAUAAAUUUUCUCUCUGGUUGCUCCUGACUUCAUUAAAUGAACACUGGAGACCCUGAGAGGGAAGAGAAUAUUGAGAACUCGCUCCUUGCUGUCAGCAGCUCUGAUUUAUUUCAGCAUCUGGGGGCUGAGGUGUCCCCCCACUCACACUGGGCUCCCUCCAGCUCAUGUGUUCUUGCUGCAGGCCAUGCUCAGGAUGGGUGCCUUGGGAUCCCCUCACGCCAUUCCUCUCUGUUGUUUGUUUUUUUCCUUCCCCUCUCCAGGCUGAAAUCGUCAAGAGGCUCAAUGGGAUCUGUGCACAGGUUCUGCCCUACCUUUCACAGGAGCACCAGCAGCAAGUCCUGGGAGCCAUUGAACGAGCCAAGCAGGUGACGGCACCGGAGCUGAACUCCAUCAUCCGUCAGCAGCUCCAAGCCCACCAGCUCUCGCAGCUCCAAGCCCUGGCGCUGCCUCUGACUCCGCUGCCCGUGGGGCUGCAGCCCCCAUCCCUCCCCGCCGUCAGCGCCGGCUCCGGCCUCCUUUCGCUCUCGGCCUUGGGCUCCCAGGCUCACCUGGCCAAGGAGGACAAGAACGGCCACGACGGGGACGCCCACCAAGACGACGAUGGGGAGAAAUCAGAUUAGAGUGAAGGGGUCGGGGUUGCUGGGUGUGGGGGGACGUCCGUGCCAGACGCAGCAGCCGCAGGGCAGCAGCGCCCCAGGGCAGCGCCGUGGCAGCCGCUCUGUGCCCCCGGCUUCGUCCCGCUCCGUUCUGGGGGCGCUGCUCCCCUCGGUAUUUAACGACGACCCUCGGUCCUACAGGUUUCUGCACAACUCCCUGCCCCGACGACCCCCCCCCCAUCUCCCAAAUCUCCCCCCCCACCCCCCACCCCCUCUCGCCUCUCCGGCUCCUCGCUGUUCUGCAUGUCUCUGUUUUUAACCAGUCCCGCAGCAACCGCCGCAGUUCCACGUGUCCAGCCGGGUUUUCUCGGGCUGGGGGGGGGUCCUGCUGCCCGCCCCCCUUGGCAGAACACUGCUGGGGGGGCUGGGAGCUUGGGGGUGGCUGGGGGGCAUUCGGGUGCCUGGGAGCCCCCCGGUCCCCUCCCCACGCCCCCCUGUAGAGGAUACAGCAGCUUUCUCUGUUCUUAUCUCCGUGCGCUAGCGUGUCUUCAAAAAAAAAUAAUAAUACAAAAAAUGGAACGACGACGACGACGAAAGAAGAAUAAAACUAAAUAAUAAUCUGGUGUUUGUAUAUAGUCCUUUAGACAGAUCUCGUUUUGCUUUUUGUGUUUAAUCACUUGACCUAUAAUAAGAGGAACUGAAAAUGCUGUAUCAAGGACGUACAAGCUGUGCCUUUCAAAUAAAGAAAUAAGAAGGUUGGUUAA
This is a messenger RNA of Lagopus leucura (white-tailed ptarmigan), 1459 nucleotides long. RefSeq names its product TLE family member 5-like. Gene Ontology annotation, biological process: regulation of DNA-templated transcription; negative regulation of canonical Wnt signaling pathway. The transcript has 3 exons. The record is from RefSeq and is a predicted model, not a curated record. Gene Ontology annotation, cellular component: transcription regulator complex; nucleus. Bases 264 to 719 code for a protein of 151 amino acids. Gene Ontology annotation, molecular function: transcription corepressor activity; protein binding. NCBI's taxonomy places the organism in Eukaryota, Metazoa, Chordata, Aves, Galliformes, Phasianidae.